GAAACUGUAUUUCUUUUUGUUAUUAGGUCACCAAGAAAAAGAAUAUAUAAUGGAAGAAACAACUUCUAGUUCAGAAUUAACCACGCCCUAUUAUACUGAUUACAUAUCACCUUGUGACAAAGAGGAUGUAUAUGCAUUUGUUGCUCUGUUUACAACAAUUUUUAAUUCAUUAUUUUUUAUAUUUGGAAUUACUGGAAAUGUCCUUGUAAUAUGGAUCCUUAUUAUUCAUGAACAUAUGGUGUCUCCUACAAAUGUUUUCAUAUUUAAUUUAUCAAUUUCAGACCUUAUUUUAACUGCCUGUCUACCGUUUUUUGUUGUAUAUCACAGGCAAGGAUGGGUUUUUGGACCUGUGGCAUGCAAAGUGUUUAAUGUUCUUUUUUCUCUGGGAUUCUACAGUGGAAUAAUUUUUUUAACAUGCUUAACCUUUUAUCGUUAUGUUGCAGUAGUGAAUCCAUUAUCAGUGCUUAAAACCAAAAGACACUUAAACGGAAUGCUUAUAACUGUGCUUUCUUGGGUAGUUAGCAUUUUUGCUUCUGUCCCUGUUAUGAUAUUCCAAGUUCAGACAUCUUCGGAGGAUUUUGGCAAAUGUGAAUAUAACCAAAUAUAUCCAGUGUUGAUAAGUCACUAUCAACAAAAUAUUUGUUUUUUUUUUGCUUUUUCUGUCAUUGUAUACUGCUAUUUCAGAAUAAUCAGGACAUUGAACAGUUCCCGAUCACAAAUGAAUCAUAAACCAGUGAAAUUGAUUCUUGUUAUUGUUGCAUUAUAUUUGGUCAGCUGGGCACCUUACAAUAUUGUAAUAUUAUUACAGUCAUUUCAGUAUCAACACUAUUUAGUGAGUUGCGAACUGGCAAAAAACCUUGAGUAUGCUAAAUAUAUCACUGAGAAAAUAGCAUUUUCUCAUUGUUGUCUCAAUCCUAUUUUAUAUGCAUUUAUUGGAAUUAAAUUCAGAAGACAUUUAAAAAACAUUCUAAAAUGUAACCAGCACAGCAAACGGAAACAACAAAGUGGGACUAAAAGUAUUUCGCAAGAGAAUUAUUAUAAUGAGAUGGGCUCAGUCUUCUAAUAGAAAUGAUGCUACACAACAUGAAGGAAACUCUGAAGCCGACAAUCAUUCUUUGUGAAGUUUCACUGUAUUGACUCAGGUGUAUUUUAUUCUUAUUUAGAGUAUGUUAUGGAAAGAUGAUGCAAAAAUACAUUAUUUGUCUAAUUCAUUUCACCCAUAAAAACUUAGUAUAAAUUAAUGUUAUGAGCUGUAAUAGAACAAUGUGUAAUAUAAGCAUUUACAUAACCCAAGCUUUUGCAGUAUUUUUAUGUUCCUUAGCUUGUUCAUGUAAUUUAUUAUCAUCUAUAUAUUACCUUUGAGUGAUCUUAUAUUGAUUCUAUUAUGUCCUUUUCUGUCUGAGUAUAAUAUAUAUGUACAUAUUAUCCAUCCACUUGACUUUUGCCAUUUUUACAAAGUUAAUCAAUGUUACAAAGAUUCACACAAG
Hyla sarda is the source of this 1487-nucleotide messenger RNA. Its product is annotated as chemokine XC receptor 1-like. The record is from RefSeq and is a predicted model, not a curated record. Lineage: Eukaryota; Metazoa; Chordata; Amphibia; Anura; Hylidae. Gene Ontology annotation, biological process: chemotaxis; immune response; G protein-coupled receptor signaling pathway. Gene Ontology annotation, cellular component: membrane. The transcript has a single exon. The coding region runs from base 50 to 1063 and encodes 337 amino acids. Gene Ontology annotation, molecular function: chemokine receptor activity.